AUGGCUGACGAUCCCGUGGACAUAGUCACCGAUGAGGUCGACAAGAUCAGCGGGCUCCCGGACGAUGUCCUGCUUGACAUCUUGGGCAGGCUGGCCAUGGCCGGCGACGUCCGCACCGUCGCGAGGACCUCCAUCCUCUCGCGGCGGUGGAGGUCCCUGCCGUGGCCGCAGAUUCCCACCGUCUCCCUCGACGUCGGAGAGUUCUUCCGCUCGGACGACGACGAGUGGCGAGUCUGGCGGCGGAGCCGCCGGCAGCACCGCUUCGUGGAGCAGCACCAGGCCACGGCGGGGCUCACCGACGCCCUGGCGCGCUUCCUGGCCGCCCCGCCGAGCGCGCGCGUCAUCGAGACGCUGAGCCUCAAGCUCAUCCUGACCCGGCGCGACUACGUGAGCCGCGUCGGCGAGCUCGUCGGCGCCGCGGCCGACGCCGGCGCGGUAAAGACCGUCGAGCUCGAGCUCGUCACCGAGAUGGAGAUGGCGAUGGCGAUGGCGAGCGUCGCGUUCGACCCGGAUGCGCUGACCAAGCUCGGCUACGGCGAGCGCUUCAGGCACUUCCUGCAGGACUGCCCCGGCGCGUUCCGGUCACUGACGAAGCUCAACCUCCAGAACCUGUGGUUCGACGACCCGGCCGAGGUGAACAACCUGGUGCGCGGCUGCCACGCUCUCCAGCGCCUCUCCCUGUCGUCCUGCGUCCUGUGUCCUAAGGCCUUGCUGCUGGCCAUGGACGACGACGACGACGACGACGGGCCGCCCCGGCUCCCCAUGCUGACCAUCGACGCGCCGCAGUCGCGGCUCCAGACUCUGGUGUGCGAGCACUGCAUCAUGGGCGGCGUCGAGCUGGUGCAGGCGCCGGAGCUCGUCACGCUCGAGUACAACGCCGGAGGUCUCUUCCUCCAAGAUUAUCACCCGGUCUCGAUUGGUUGCGCCCCGUCGCUCCAACGCUUGGGCCUAUAUCAGUACCAGCACGAGGACAGCUUUUUUUAA
Miscanthus lutarioriparius is the source of this 984-nucleotide messenger RNA. The record is from the annotation of a GenBank genome assembly. Lineage: Eukaryota; Viridiplantae; Streptophyta; Magnoliopsida; Poales; Poaceae.